CUGGAUGGUGUGAAGAGAGGAGCUGCUGGCCUCUCCUGGGAGCCCCGGCGCUUCCCGCGAGGCAGCACCAUGCUGGCUCCAAAGAAAGGCCUCCUGUGCAACCUCAACCACAUCCACUUGCAGCACAUCUCGCUGGGGCUGCACCUCUCCCGGCACCCCGAGCUGCAGGACGGCUCCACGGCUGCGGGAGAGCAGACGGGCUGCACGCAGUGCCCGGAGAACCGGGAGCCGGUGGAUGCCAAUUCCAACAACGCCUCGGUGAAAUGCCGCUGCUGCCAGUCCCACCCCGCCGAGCCGGAGCCGCUGGGGCUGCAGAACCAAGAGGAUUUCCCCUGCCUGCACAGCGGAGACGAGGAGGAGGCGGCUUCCCCUUGUGAUCCCCCUUGUGAUCUGGCUUCUUCCUCCUCCUCCUCCUCCUCCUCUGUCAGUAGCUGCUCGGAUUUCAGCUUGGAUGACUCCCCGGUCUCGGUGUACUGCAAGGAGUUCGCCAGAGCAGAGUCCCAGUCCCCUGACAAGCAGCUGAACGUCAUUGCCACAGAAAACGCCUGGCAUGGAGAGGCCCUGGCUGAUGGAGAGGCUCUGGCUGAUGGAGGGGACCGGGCUGAUGGGGAAGCUCUGGCUGAUGGGGAAUCUCUGGCUGAUGGAGAGGUUCUGGCUGAUGGGGAAGCUCUGGCUGACCAGCACAGGACGUGCCAUGGGAGAGAUGCCAACCACAACUCCCCAGUGCCCCUGAGAGCCACGGCGGCGGCCAGCAAGAGCCCAGACAGCCUCUGCAGCAGCAACUCGCUCGAUUCCCACUGCGACGAGCUCUCUCCCGGCACCGCAGCACCGGAGACCACCGGCCCCUGCGCCGACCUCGACCCCAACUGCAACCCCCUCCCUGAGCCCGACGCCGCGCCCCCCGCUCCGCCGCCCGUGCCGGAGCGGCGGGAUGCCGCCAUCCCGAGCAGCGCUCCGCAGCCGCGGCCCCGGCCCGGGGGGCUCCCCCCGCCCGUGCCCCCCCGGCCCCGGCGGCGGCUGCAGGUCCUGAACGCGCACAGAGCCGAGCAGCCCCAGGCCGGCCCGGGCGAGCUGUGCAGAGACGCGGCCACCAAGACCAUCACCUCCUUCCACGAGCUGGCCCAGAGGAGGAAGAGGAACGCGGCUGGGCCCACGCUGGCCCAGGCCAGGGUUGAUCGCAGUGACUGGCUCAUCGUGUUCUCGCCUGACACGGAGCUGCCCCCCAGCAGCGAGCUGCUCUCGGGCACGACGGGCCAGGAGCGACCCCAGCCCCAGCCCCAGCCGCAGCCGCAGCCGCAGCAGGACGGGCCAGCCCGGCCUCCCGGCUCCAGGCAGAGAGAGGUGACCACGUUCAAGGAGCUGCGGUCCCGCAGUGCCGCCCGGCAGCCCAAGGGCCAGCGGGCAGAGCCGGCCCAGCACCCGCCCGUGCCCCCCGUGCCCCCCGCGUCCCUGGGGGGGACACCGCUGCUGGCACCCAGCGACGGCCACCAGCCGAGAAGGAGAGCCCGGCCCAGCCUGCAGCCCAUCGCGGAGGGGCAGCCGAGGGAUGUGGAGACGGGGGGGCUGCCCCCAGGGGAGAAGGGGCUGGGCGCUGCCCCGCUCCGCAGGCUCGGGGGGCCCGGCGGGGACCCCGCGGUGCCACGGGCGGCCCAGCGAGGAGACGAGACCCGCACGGGGGGUGAGUCCGGCUCCCUCUGGGGUUCUGCCGGGGGGGUUGCGGGGCCACCUGCGCAUCUCCGGGCGGUGGGAGCGAUCCCGGAGCGCUCCGGGGCGGGCACGGCGAGAUCCGGGGGUCUCCCCGCAUCGCCCGGCGCUGCUCGGGAGGCGCCGGGGCUGUCCCGGUGCCGCUCCGCCCCGCGGCUCCCGGCGCUUCCUCCCCGCCCGGCCCCGCCGCCCUUCGGCCCUGGGCUCCAUGAGGGCGCUGGAGCCGCCGGGCCCGGCGGGGGAAGAGCGGAGGGGCCCCAUGGCGAGCAAACCAAAGCGCUGCUGGUCGCCGUCAGCUCCGCCGUGGACAAGGUCAUCGCCCACUUCAGCACGGCACGGAACCUGGUGCAGAAGGCCCAGCUGGGGGACAGCCGGCUCAACCCCGACGUGGGCUACCUGCUGCUGCACACGCUGUGCCCCGCGCUCUGCGCCCUGGUGGAGGACGGGCUGAAGCCCUUCCAGAAGGACGUGAUCACGGGCCAGAGGAAAAACUCCCCCUGGAGCGUGGUGGAAGCCUCGGUGAAAACAGGCCCCGGCAGCCGCUCCCUGCACGCCCUGUGCUGGCACGUGGCCGGGCUGGCCCCGCUCAGCAGCCCCCGGCAGAAGUUCCACGCCUUCAUCCUCGGCCUUCUGAACAUUAAACAGCUGGAGUUGUGGAUAUCUCAGCUGCAGAAGAGCCCAGGUGUGAUCUCCGUGCUUUACUCACCCACGGCCUUCUUUGCCCUGAGCCAAGGCCCUCUCCCCCACCUUGCUGACGAGCUCCUGCUGCUCAUCCAGCCCCUCUCGGUGCUGACCUUCCACCUGGACUUGCUCUUUGAGCACCACCACCUCUCCGUGGACGUGCGGCCCCUGUCGCGCCGGCUGGAGUCCCCGCUGUCCCCUGGCUGUCCCCCCGUCCCUGCGCGGGGGUCCCUGGGGCUGCACAGCGCUGCUGCAGGGCCCAGCCUGCAGGAUGAGCCCCCCCGGGAUGCUCUGGGCAGGGUGGGGGGCGCGGGGGGCCGGUGCCAGGCGCCCGUGGGUGGGCUGGUGCCUGCCCCCCCGGUGGGGGCUGCCCUGCAGCAAACCUUGCAGCAGGUGCUGCGCUGGGGCGACCAGCUGGGCCGCAGCUUGCUGGGCUCUGACAGCCCCCCGCAGGGCCCCGGGCCCCGGGAGGGCACUGCGGGCACUGGGGCUGGCCUCGGGGGCUGCUGGGGCCAGCUGAGCCAGAGCUCCAGGGUUUACACCGCUCCCAGCAAGGACAGGUUCCCCUCGGUGUGGUGGACGAAGCUGCGGGCGGCGGGGGAGCCCAGCCCGGGCCAGGCUGGGCAGUGCCCCACGUCCAGCGAGCCCAGGGGCACGGAGCUGCAGCUCCUUCAGACCAAAGCUGGCCCUGAGCGCCCCAUCCCAAAGCCCAGCGGCAGCACGGACACCUCGGGCACCUCCUCCCCUGAAGAUCUCUUCCUGCCCGCUGGAAGCGGAGCGUUCAGCAAGCUGGAGGAUGGCAGUGCUGGAAGGAACCCCCUGGCUGCUCCCCCGGAGCCUCCUGGCAGCAGAAACCCGGCAGCAGCCCCUGGGCCGGGCGGGGGCGAUCCUCCCGCUGCUGGCAGGGGCAGCUGGCUGGGCUGGCUCUUUGGAGCCACCAGCCCUGCGUGCAGGAGCUUCCCCAGCAGCCCUGACAGCGCCGCGGCCACGUCCAGGAGGCCGUCCCGCUGGCUGGCCCCCGGGCCCCGGGCCCUGGCCGGGCUGCUGCGGGCCCUGGCACCCGACGGGAGCCGCGCUCCGGAGCAGCCGGGCAGGACCCUGCCCGCCCCGGCCCCGGCCCCGGGGUGCAGGGCAGUCCGGGCACUGUGUGACCACACGGGCACGGCCGAAGGGCACCUGAGCUUCCACAAAGGGGACGUCCUGGAGCUGCUCUGCACCGUGGAUGAGGACUGGAUCCGCUGCUGCCAUGGAAACAGCACCGGCCUCGUUCCCGUUGGUUACACAUCCCUGAUUUUGUGAGGAGGAGGAGGAGGAAGGGCCCCGAGGAAGCGGCUGAGCUCUCCGGAGCGGGUGCCAGCUCGGGGAGGGGAUGUCUCCUGCCACCUCCAGAGCUUCGCCACCUCCGGGGCUGGCAGCAGCUCCCAGGGGACCCUGCCCCGUGCCUGUCACUGCUGCAUGGCGUCACCGUCUGCCACCGUGUCCCCCGGCCCCCCCGGCAGCUCGGGGCUCCUCAGCUGCUGCCCAGCCCGUGCCAGGGCGGGGACGGCUCCUGCCCUGCCCCGUGUCGCCUCCGUGCCAUCGUGUCCUGCCACCGCUGCCACCUCCCCGUGCCCUGCCCUGCCCGGGGCUGUCCCAGCACUCUGUGAAUAUCUGUAACCACGGGAACGGGAGGGAAAAGCUGGAAAUAAAUAAAGGUUGUGACUCUC
This is a messenger RNA of Passer montanus (Eurasian tree sparrow), 4091 nucleotides long. RefSeq names its product RUN and SH3 domain containing 1 (gene RUSC1). Lineage: Eukaryota; Metazoa; Chordata; Aves; Passeriformes; Passeridae. The record is from RefSeq and is a predicted model, not a curated record. Gene Ontology annotation, molecular function: protein binding. Gene Ontology annotation, cellular component: cytoplasmic vesicle.